AUGCGCACACGUGAGGAAGACUGCGAGGACGAAGAGGGACUUCUCUACGAGAGACCGAAGCAGAGGACAGAGAAGCCCUGGAAAAUAUGGAUGGUUUCGAUAGUAUGUCUGGUAUCUGGAUUCAUCCUCGGGGCCGUUUUCAGCACCGAAUAUACGACUCGCAGCAAGCCUCACAAGAGCAACGACAACACCAGUAGCAACAGUGGCGGUAAAAGCCACAACAUCAGCGCGAGCGCAUCGUCCAUAUUCCCUAUCAACAUCCCAGUAACAUUUGAGCCCAACGACAUGUUCUCAAACUACUCAGACCCCGAGACCGAUAAGAUUUGGGAGGCUCUCAUCCCACGCACGUAUUCCCUUCGGUUUUCUAAUCAUGUUCCGCACUAA
Messenger RNA from Lindgomyces ingoldianus, 384 nucleotides. RefSeq lists its product as uncharacterized. Lineage: Eukaryota; Fungi; Ascomycota; Dothideomycetes; Pleosporales; Lindgomycetaceae. Bases 1 to 384 code for a protein of 127 amino acids. The transcript has a single exon. The record is from RefSeq and is a predicted model, not a curated record.